Molecule: messenger RNA, 1218 nt
Organism: Aspergillus versicolor CBS 583.65
Lineage: Eukaryota; Fungi; Ascomycota; Eurotiomycetes; Eurotiales; Aspergillaceae
Exons: 4
Coding region: 1-1218 (405 amino acids)
Cellular component (GO): RNA polymerase II transcription regulator complex
Molecular function (GO): DNA-binding transcription activator activity, RNA polymerase II-specific; transcription cis-regulatory region binding
Source: RefSeq, a predicted model, not a curated record
AUGGUGUCUAUGGUCGAGACCUCCAUCUCGAACCACAAUGAUAUGGCCAUGGACCAGGUCGCCCCUAAGUCAGAGCCCCUAAACGAGGGCUCGAUCAGCUCUGCUGUAUCGACCCCCGAUCCCGAGGGCGAGGUCUUGACGCAAGACGUCGCCCAAACGCAAAAGCGAAAGGGUGGAAGAAAACCUAUCUAUGCGACCUCUGAGGAGCGGAAACAACGCAAUCGCCAGGCUCAGGCCGCGUUCCGCGAGCGUCGCACAGAGUACAUCCGCCAGCUCGAGUCAACAAUUAAGCGGAAUGAAGAGUCCCUGCAGACCCUGCAGCAGAAUCAUCGUACCGCUGCCGAUGAGUGCUUGAUGCUGCGUUACAAGAAUUCUCUCCUCGAGCGCAUCCUCCUUGAAAAGGGAAUUGAUGUCCAGGCAGAGCUGCGCCUGAAGACUGGUGCCCCCAACGGUCCAGGCCCCGGGAAGCCAAGCCCUAUAGCUACAAAGGCUCCGUCACUGCAGCAAGCUGCGAUCAGCCGGAGCUCGGCGCAGAGGCAUCCUAUCGGCCUCGCUCCCAAAGAACCUUUCAGUGUCCCUCAGUCGCGAGAUGGAGGCUUCGGUAUACCGUCACCUCAAUUCCAAGCUACGCCUCCAUCUCAUGUCUCGUCGCCGUCACACACCAAGUCUCCGGGAUUCGGCUUUCAGGGAGCAAUGUCACCUGUUGGUGUCGAUCCUCAAGCCCAGCACACCCGCCCUCAGAUGAUUUCUCACUCGAGGAACAUCAGCCAAACUUCUCCACCCAUGAGCGUAGGCCAGCCAGAUACGUCCGACCCGAAAUCGGCUGUGUCAGCUGGUAUGGGCUCUCGGGCUUCGCGCCUCCCUUCGGCAUACUAUCCUUCACCAUUCCAAAAACAUUAUGACCAAUUAGAGCAAGAAUAUGAUGCACAAGCGGACAUGAUUGACGAUGAGCACGAAUCAUCCGUGGGAACUUCCCCUUUCGUACCUGGGUUUAAUCACACCAGCUCAGUCGCGAAUGCCCCUCAUGCUAUGAACGCCCACGGACUAAAUCCCUACAACCACCCCUCUAGCGGGGAAGGGGUUAACGGGGCGUACGGCAAUACGAACGCCAUUUUGGGGAAUUAUGAACCGAUGCUAGAUUCCGACCCGUUUGGACUGAGUGCUAGCAUGCACUUCCAGACCCCAUUCAGCUACGAGCAAAGUAAUGCACGUCAAUGA